AUGCUUAAGCUCAACUUCAUCUUCCUCCUUUUCCCAUCAAUCCUGACCCUUCUUCUUCCCACCUGCGACGGCCGCGUCUUCAGCUUCGAGAUGCACCACCGCUAUUCCGACCCCGUCAAGCAGUGGUCGGAGGUCGCCGGAAAGCUCUCUCCGGCCGCCACCAACCUCCUCCCGGAAAAGGGUAGCUUCGAGUACUACGCCGAACUCGCCAACCGCGACCGCCUCCUCCGCGGCCGCAAGCUCGUCGAAUCUUCCGACACCCUCGCCUUCUCCGACGGCAACUCCACUUUUCAGAUCACCUCUUUGGGAUAUUUGCAUUAUACGACAGUGCAAUUGGGGACGCCGGGAAUGAAGUUCAUGGUGGCGCUCGAUACCGGGAGUGACCUGUUUUGGGUGCCUUGUGAAGGAACUGCUUAUGCUCCUAAUUUCGAGGUCAGCAAAUAUGACCCUAAAGGAUCAUCGACUAGCAAGAUAGUCCGUUGCAACAACAGGUUGUGUAUGCAGCGUAAUAAAUGUCUGGGAGCGUCCAACACUUGCCCUUAUAGGGUGUCUUAUGUCUCUGAUCAGACUUCUACUUCUGGGAUAUUGGUAGAGGAUGUUCUGCACUUAACAACAGAAGAUAGUCAUCAUGAAUAUGUUGAGGCAUACAUUACCUUUGGCUGUGGACAGGUUCAAAGUGGUUCAUUCCUGGAUAUUGCUGCUCCUAAUGGUCUGUUUGGUCUUGGUAUGGAGAAGAUAUCUGUUCCUAGCAUUUUAUCCCGGGAAGGCUUUACCGCAGAUUCCUUUUCCAUGUGUUUUGGACAUGAUGGAGUUGGGAGAAUCAACUUUGGUGACAAGGGGAGUCCUGACCAGGAAGAAACCCCAUUUAAUUAUGACCCUUCACAUCCAACCUACAACAUCAGUGUAACUCAAAUUAGAGUGGGGGCAGAUAUUAUGGACAUUGAUCUCACUGCGCUCUUUGAUUCUGGGACUUCUUUCACAUAUUUGGAUGACCCAACUUAUACAAGGAUUUCAGAGAGUUUCAAUUCACAAGCUCAAGAUAAGCGUCGUCCACCUGACUCAAGGAUUCCAUUUAAAUAUUGUUAUGAUAUGAGUCCUGAUGCAAAUGCUAGUUGGAUAUCUGGUGUCAGUUUAACCAUGAAAGGUGGAAGCCAGUUUGAAGUAUAUAAUCCAAUCAUUGUUAUCUCAGCUGGGAGCGGUCUGGUCUAUUGCCUUGCUGUUGUCAAGAGCUUGGAACUAAAUAUAAUUGGACAAAACUUCAUGACAGGCUACCAUGUUGUAUUUGACAGAGAGAAAAAGGUCUUGGGCUGGAAGAAUCUUGACUGCUAUGACACUGAGGACCAUCAUACUUACUUACCUUUUAAACCACGCUCCUACAGUGUCCCUCCUUUUGCUCAUGGACUACGUAACCAUUCUAUUUCAGAAUCAGCGAAAAAUACCAGCUCGAAUUCAGCUUCUUCUGUGCCUUACUAUAGUCAUACCUCUCUUCUGACUUGCUUUCUAUUCACCGUCCUCCUCUUCCUAUCACUGUAACUGCGAUUUUCUGGUCUGUUGCAGAGUUCCAUAGGGUACAUACCAAUGUAGAAUUGUAGAUCACAACCUUUUAUCAUGUAAAUUCUCUCUAAUCAUUCCCAAUUUACACCAUAGCCACAUAAAUCUUGUAAUACCUCCCCUCAGCUCUAAUGUAAAUCCUCUUACCAUCUAGCAUAGGCAUUAUAGUUGUAAAAAAAAUUCUACAGAGAAUACGGAUUUGAGUUCAUUGAAUACAUACAGGCAUGCUACAUGGUUU
Molecule: messenger RNA, 1789 nt
Organism: Fragaria vesca subsp. vesca
Lineage: Eukaryota; Viridiplantae; Streptophyta; Magnoliopsida; Rosales; Rosaceae
Product: aspartic proteinase-like protein 1-like
Exons: 10
Coding region: 1-1533 (510 amino acids)
Biological process (GO): proteolysis
Molecular function (GO): aspartic-type endopeptidase activity
Source: RefSeq, a predicted model, not a curated record